Molecule: messenger RNA, 215 nt
Organism: Diversispora eburnea
Lineage: Eukaryota; Fungi; Glomeromycota; Glomeromycetes; Diversisporales; Diversisporaceae
Source: the annotation of a GenBank genome assembly
AAGUUCAAGAUAUAGAAAGUGGUAUUGAUAAAGAAAAUCGUGAUGUAGGUGAUGAGAGUGUAGAAGGAACUUAUCCCAUAGCACCAAAAUUAACUCAAAAAAUAAACUGUGAUAAUAUAAUCCAAUAUUGGAUACCUGAUAACUAUAUAAUUGAAACAGAAGUUGCUGAAAAAAAAGUUAAAUGUGAAACAAAAUGGGAAUCCAAUUCAAAAUAA